Messenger RNA from Solenopsis invicta (red fire ant), 4404 nucleotides. Its product is annotated as CDK5 and ABL1 enzyme substrate 2. The record is from RefSeq and is a predicted model, not a curated record. Gene Ontology annotation, biological process: regulation of cell cycle. The coding region runs from base 443 to 2218 and encodes 591 amino acids. NCBI's taxonomy places the organism in Eukaryota, Metazoa, Arthropoda, Insecta, Hymenoptera, Formicidae. The transcript is spliced from 10 exons.
CGGCUAGCGACGCCGAGGACGGGAGGACGGGAGGUCCCGCUGUUGCGUAGUAGGUGAAGUACAGUGGUGUGUUGAAGACGACGCGUGUUCGUGAAGGGCUCGUCCGAGGAAACGGCAUGAUGAUCAACGGUACCGGUUCACCCUUGUACGUGUGGCGCACAGCCGUGAUCGUGCCUGACGAACAUAGAACUAAGUGUAUCAGCAGUGACGAUGCGUUGUGAUCUUAGUUGUCGUUGUACGAAAAAGUCGAGGCCGUCGUCGCCGUCGCCGUCGACGUCGUCGUCGUCGCCGUCACCGCCGCCGCCGCCGCCGCCGCCGCCGCCGCCGACGUCGUCGUUGUCGUUGUCGUCGCCGCUGCCGUCGCCGUCGUCAUCGGGCGCGUCUUCUCGUUGUCACUUAUCUCGGUAUUGGGCACCGGUAUCCCGACACGGUCCGUCGUGGAAUGGCAGCGGCCCUAAAGAAAAAUCACUCACGUAGAAGAUUGGCCGCCCUCACAUUCCUGUCUAACAUCUCCCUCGACGGCAGUCACCGAGACACCAAGUUCGCCGUCCUGUCACGCAGCGGACCAACACACGCGCGCAGACUUAGCGAUGGCCAGUCGGAACAGCAAGCGGUGCUGGAGAUAUGCCGGAGCACAGACUUCGAGGCCUCCAUGGAGGAGACGCUAGACGGCUGCCCUCCGGAGGAGACGCACGACUUUCCGCAGAAUGAGACGGUAGAACAAAACAACUCGCCGCAGCCGGUGCACAAAAGCACCGACCAUAACUCCUACAGUUCAGAUUCAGAUGGACUACUCACUCCUGCCAAGGCAGCGGUUACUAUGUUCUUAGAGCAGGAGAGGAAUCACCUGCAGUUUCCUUGUGGCAUGCACAGUUCGUUUAGAGAACGAACGGGAACUACCGGAAGCGAAUAUUCUUUACCAGAAAGACGUGUGGGCUCUUUACAAUAUAAGAAGCGCAUAAGUCAUCAAACGUCUACGCUUUCGGAAGACAUUAAGCAUCAAUACAAUAGUAGCAACGAAAGCAUUGGCUCCAUACAUUCAAAAGCACAAUCGUCAAAACCAAAGAUAAAGGCAGUGAACAACGUGCAACCUAUUUCUACAAAUAGUAGCAUAAUACCAGAGAUUACAAAAGAAUUGCGCUUGAUGCAACGGCCUGUAAACGGCUGUAAAUUUGGGGAUGAUAGAAUGGUUUUGGUAUCAAACCAACAUGUGCCAUUUGUAAUAUUUUCUGCUAUUCCAUACAAUAAAGGACAACGUUCCAGUUGGUCAGAAUUACGUAAAGAUACAUGUCGAAGAAAAAAUGUGUCAUCUCAAAGACCAUUGUCAGCAAUUAAUGACAGUAUUGAUCCAUUUGGAUUGCUGGGCAUAGAGCAUGCGAAGGAUGGCCAAGAAAUAUCUUAUGGGCAACUACUUGUACCAUCUCGGCAAUUUCAAAGGGAUAAAAAAUUGAAUUUGAAUGAGAACGAACCCAUGGAACUUACGCAUUUUAUACCUAAUAAACAUCAUGUGGUACAAAGGACAAAAACAAUUACUUGGAAUGUGGAUCACAAAAAAUGGUGUCUUUCCUAUGAUACAGCUACAAAUCGUGCUCAUUACAUAACUUCCGAGUCUCCACCACUGUCUUUUAGUACCGAUUCCAAAGUUCAUGAAUGGGAUGAACAAUCGGCCCAAUAUAAUCCAAAUUUAUUGGAUGAUCCAGAACUUAUUGCUGGGAAACAUAGAACGUUACUAACAUUUACAUCAUAUAUGGCUUCUGUUAUUGAUUAUGUGAGGCCUUCUGAUUUGAAGAAAGAAUUAAACGAUAAAUUUAAAGAAAAGUUUCCACAUAUUCAACUUACUCUCAGUAAACUUCGCAGCUUAAAACGAGAAAUGAGAAAAAUAGCUAAAUUAGAAUAUGGUAAAUUAGAAUAUGGUAUUGAUUUACUCACUGUCGCAAUGGCUUAUGUAUAUUUUGAGAAACUUAUUCUUCGAAAUAUCGUGACUAAGCAGACACGGAAGUUAUGUGCUGGUGCUUGUUUACUCCUCGCAGCAAAAUUGAAUGACGUGAAAGGCGAUAUUCUUAAAUCUCUCAUUGAGAGAAUUGAGGGUGUAUUCCGAUUAAACCGCAAGGACUUAAUUACAUCUGAGUUUGCCGUGUUGGUAGCUUUAGAAUUUGGUUUGCAUUUACCAACAUGGGAAAUAUUUCCUCAUUAUCAGCGAUUGAUUUAUGAAUCCUGACAUUUUUUUGUAUCAUUCUUUUCGCGCAAUUUUAAAACCGCUUUAUAAAAAAAUCUCGGAGCGAUAAAGCAUAUCCGAAUAAUUCUUGAUGUCCGAAAGCCGUAUAAAUAAGUUUCAAAAUAUUACAUUUACGUAUGACAUACUUUUUCUUUCUGUUGCUUUGACUUCCAUUAUAUAUGAUUUCAUGUAAAGAGCCAUAUAAUAAGAAAUUAUGAUUGAAAGAAUAAUAAGAUUAUUUUUUUUCAAUCAUUUUUUAAUAUAUUUUUUCUUGCAAGUUACCAAUGUAGUAGUUACUGCAUGCUGUGAAUAAUAUUUUAUUAUUUAAAUAAUUUUAAUUAUCUGUUUAAAUAUCAGUAAAUGAAUGGUGUUUAAAAAAUUACGUUUAAAACAUAUAUUACUAUAUUACUACAUAUGUUUUAUGAGAUAUAGAUAUUAUAGUUAGAGAAGAGAGAGAAAUUUGUGAAAUGUUUCUUGAACUGUCUUAUGAAAGAUGUUAUAUCAGCGGUUUUGUGGUAUGUAUUUUGUCUAGAUAAAAUAAAUACCCAUAUGAUUUAAGUAUUAAAAAUGAGCCCAUGAUUAUGAUUGCACUUUUUUAUAUAUUUUAUUAUUUCUGUAUCAAAAUACAGCUUUAAUGAGUUUAAUAAUACAAACGUUAUAGAACAAAAAUUAUUUAAAAUAAACUACUUAAAAAAUUUUUGUUAAAAUAAAAAAUGUGUCAAAUAAAAGCGUUUUAAUUGGAAAAGAAUAUCAAGCAAUUUUCUUUUUCUAAAACAGUUUUUAUGAUAAAUUUUUUAACUAUAAGAAUUAUAUUAAUUGAUCCGUCUUUAAGUUUGUCAUUUUUUCUUUUCCUCUGACGUCGUUAUAUAUAUCACAAAACAGCUGCUCUUCUUAUUUUAAUAGAUCUUCUCUUUUCAUAAAAAGAAUUAUUUUUUCCUGAAAAUAGUAUAAAAUCGUUAUGUGUAUACACACACACACACAACACACACACACACACACACAACACACACACACACACACAAAAUAAUCAAUAGAACUUGGUAUUUCUUACAAACGAAACACAAAAUUGAGCAUAAAUACAUAUGACAAGAUAUAAAAAUAGCUUAAACAUUUUUACAAGUCUUAUCAUGAUAAUUAAAACUUAAAAUAGAUGUACUUUUAUGGCAGCAAACGAUCAGAUUAAAAUCUAGAUAUUACGUGCAAUGAUUAUAUAAUUUUUUUUAAACUAUAAUACUGAUGCUGCAGUAGAGAUAUCAUAACAAAUUGUAUAAUAGAAAUUUUUAUUAUAUGGCAUGUACGAAAGUCUUCAUAAAUAUUUAUUUCAUAUAAACAUCAUAUGAAUUUGAUACAUUAAAUUUUUAGAAUUUUUUAGUUAUAUUUACUUUUUAAUAUCACACAAUAUAUUUUAUGAUGUCAACAAAAAUAUUCUAACAAAAAUUAUACUUCAAGGUUAUAACUCGCGUUAAUAAUAUAUACUUCCAAUCUUUUUAUAGUUUCCAUAUAAUGAUUGAGAUUAUAUCAUAAGUGUUAUUAGAAUACGACUGUAUCUUGUUUUAAAAUCUUGUUUGUUUUGAUGUAGAAGUAAGUUGUUUUUAAUUUUACAUGUACACACAUAUGUAUAUAUAUAAAAAUAUAUGUGUAUGUAUGUAUAUAUAAAAUUAGAUAUAUAUUUUAUUGUAAAGUAACAUUAGUAACACAUAACUGACUUAAUUUUUUUCAUUCAGUGUCAACUUUUUGUUUUAAUUAUUGAUAUACUCUGAUCGUUGUAAAUAAUACAGAUGUUAAAUGUAAUAAAAGUAACCUCUUGUGUAGCAUUAUAAAAAAGUGAUGUUCUAUAUUCUAUAUUAUGUAUAUUUUAUCACUUUAUUGUAUUUAAGCUUAAUUAUAUUCUUUUUAGGUAAUACUAAUAUAUUAUAGAUAUUUUUCAUACACAAUUAAACAUAUAGAUGUAUCCUUUAUUUUUAGAAUGUUGAAAAUGUAUGAAAUGUUUUUCUUUCUAAAGUGAAGAUUCGUGACACAGAUUCCUUACAAAUUGACGAAAUUAAACAUUUAAUGUAUAAAAAAAAUUUAUGUUUUACACUACGCGAAAAUGUUUUCAUGCAAAUUAUUGAGACUUAAACUACAUUUAUUAUGAAUUAUAGAAUAUGUAUAUAUACGCUCUAUGCUCAAUUAUAUUUAUCUGUAUAAAA